AAAACACUUUCAUGAAUAACUUUAGUGCAUAUAUUCAGUGUUUUUUUCUCAUCAUCACUUGACACCAUGACAAACUUCUUUUCUUCUUCAAUUCCUUUAAUUAGUUUCUCUUUGUAGUUUGUUUUUCUUCACAUUCUCAUUCCUCUAGCUUGUUUUGCUCAUUUUUUCUUUAAUUUCACCCAUGAAGAAACUUAUCUUGAUCAAACUGGAUUUACAAGAUGUCAGGGAAAAGCGAAAGGCCUUGAAGACUGUCUCCGCCUUAUCAGGAAUCGAUGAGAUUUCGAUGGAUAUGAAAAGUAAAAAGUUAACCAUCAUUGGUACGGUUGAUCCAGUGAGCGUAGUGAGCAGAUUACGCAAGUUUUGGUCGACAGAAAUACUCAUAGUAGGAGCAGCCAAAGCACCCGAGCAAGAGAAGAAAGAAGAACCUAAGAAGGAAGAGAUCAAGAAAGAGGACCCACCUAAGGAAGAACCAAAGAAAGAAGAGUCACCCAAAGAAGAAGCAAAGAAAGAGGAAUCACCUAAGGAGGAAGCAAAGAAAGAGGAACCACCUAAGGAGGAAACCAAAAAAGAAGAGCCUAAAAAAGAAGAAGAAGAAGACGAUGAUGAGGACGACGACUACGAAGAAGAAGAAAAAGAAGGACCCAAAAAGGAAGAAAUGAAGAAAGCACAAUCACAACCACAACCACAACCACGUCAUCCUCAGCCACAACCACAACCACAACCUUAUCCACCAGCGGCUUAUAGGCCAUAUUAUCCUCCUCCUAUGCACACAUAUUACCAAGUUCACCACAGCAUAGAAGAGAAUCCUAAUGCUUGCACUAUCUGUUAGAUUGGCUUGGGGAGGUGAUUUGAAUCGCUAUUGAUGAUACAAUGUUGAUGAUCAUAACGGGUUAAUUAAUUAAGAGGGGGAAAAAGAAAGAAAAAAAAGUCACAUAUAUAUAUAAGUAAGUGAGUGUCGCAAUUCUAGUUUUUAGGAUCUCUCUUGAACAACGAUCGUCCAAUUUUUUUCUGUUGAUGCUAAGACUAAUGCUUUGACUGUCUCCUUUUUGUUGGCUUGGUGAUAUUCUAUUAGAAUGAACCUAUACUAGCAUUAUUGGAUAAGAGAGAAUGGAAGCUUUCGUGUAUAGAAGACAAUUAAUGAUGCCAUAUUCUAAUUUUCUGAAUCA
Messenger RNA from Solanum dulcamara, 1166 nucleotides. RefSeq names its product heavy metal-associated isoprenylated plant protein 39-like. NCBI's taxonomy places the organism in Eukaryota, Viridiplantae, Streptophyta, Magnoliopsida, Solanales, Solanaceae. The transcript is spliced from 3 exons. The record is from RefSeq and is a predicted model, not a curated record. Bases 182 to 829 code for a protein of 215 amino acids. Gene Ontology annotation, molecular function: metal ion binding.